Molecule: messenger RNA, 3270 nt
Organism: Paramormyrops kingsleyae
Lineage: Eukaryota; Metazoa; Chordata; Actinopteri; Osteoglossiformes; Mormyridae
Gene: ccr6a
Product: chemokine (C-C motif) receptor 6a
Biological process (GO): calcium-mediated signaling; immune response; G protein-coupled receptor signaling pathway
Cellular component (GO): membrane; external side of plasma membrane
Molecular function (GO): C-C chemokine binding; C-C chemokine receptor activity
Source: RefSeq, a predicted model, not a curated record
UUGUGAGGUGCUGCACACAUCGGACACAGCAGAGAAACAGAUCUAUUUCUGGUUUUGGUUUCAUGGAAGUAGCUCCAUGAAAGAAGCCUGCAAACAUGCCUGACUGAUCAAGUAUGAAAAUGCAGUGAUGAAUCAAAAUCCACGGCAUGCAAACUGACUGUGAGAGGAUGCAGUUGAUGUGAUUCAUUUUAGUUAUGUCGAUUAAGGACACCAGUCUUUGUAAACGAAGCAAAGACAAAAACACUUUCAGAGCGUUUAUAGGUGGUGGGGGGGAGGCAAAUCAUGCUCUGUCUGUCUCGGGUGGUUUCAAAUAUUGUCCUGCAAGGCCAUGUGUGAAAGCCACCAUCACCACAGGCAGCAGCCCUGCAGGAGGUGUGAUGUCUGUCAGGGGUCACCAGCCACCCCAGGGAGACGACUAUCCCACAUCCUCAUAACGGCUGUAUCUCUAGGGCAGUGUUUCCCAAUCCGGUCCUCAGGGACCUGCAGUCGGUCCACGUUUUUGCUCCCUCCCAGCCCCCAGCAAAAUGUGGGCUGUCUCUGGAUCCCCGAGGAAUUGAGAAACACUGCUCUAGCGGAAGGGCAGGUAGACACGGCCAGACGUUCUCUGCUGCAGUAUGAGGACAGUCUGCAGUGAAUGUGGUUGAGGCCCAACUUGGGAUGUCCAUGGUGAAUGACUGUCAACCUUAAUCCUGAGGCUUUUGAAAGGCAGGGAAUCCCGGCUGGAUUUUGGGAUGAAAUCUUUAAUUAUUUUUUAUUUUUUUAGGUAAAUCAGAUUUAAAUCACUAUAUGAAAGUGAUGUGUAACUGUUUAAUAUGUUUGCCAGUCAAUGAGACUUUGAUUCAUUGUUUUCAUUCAGAGUUUUACACAAUCGCGGGGUGGAGAAGGCUGCUAAGGGGGGAAAACAAGUCAUUUCUCUUUGCCAUGGAGCACAUUUCAGUAGAUGGCCCCCCUCUGACAGGAGCCGGGUGUGUUUCUGCUUCUCCAGACCACCCAUGUGCGCAGUGUUCAUGUUAGAUUUCUGUGCAUGUCACUCUUCUGCCAAAUUGUCAGAAAUGGUGUUAUUCUUCUGUGGCUUUGGCCUUUUUUUCAACAACCGAAAAUAUUUUCUGUGUACUCAAGACUUUGUUUACGCCUUAAGUUCCCCAUUUAGAAUGUCUGAUACCACUGCCAAAUGUCACCAUUUCCACCCGCAAGCCAGUAAAGCCUCCUCUCAUUUAAACAGCCUGAGAGACUCCAGUCACCUCACACACCAUGGCUUGUUUCUGCUGUUAUUCAUGAUUAUGAGAUGAUUAUGAGAGGGAUGGUUAUCUUGACGUGCAGCAUGGUUAAAGCGAUAAGCGCAGCCUUUUACAAAGGCUGGCAAAAGAUCUGUGUGGUCCUGACGUCAGCACACACUCAGAGCGCUCCAGCCUGUGCCGUACUUCAGCCUUUGAUGAGAGCUCAUUAGUGAAAGAGCGUCGAGGUGUGCCUAACUCCUGAGACAGACUUCUGGGGACGCCAAAAAAUUUAAUAAGAAAGAAAUUCUGCACCAUACAGGCUGUUGUAGGAGUCCAGCCCGUUCGGAAGUAGAAAAUCCCGAGUGGAAAAAAUGGAUUAUAAUUAUUCUAUCGUUGAGCCAUGUGACAUGGAAAACAAGGAGGACGGAUUUCAGGUGGCGAGAAUCUGCAUCCACGCUGCCGUCUGUAUACUGGGCCUUCUGGGGAACAUCCUGGUCAUAGUCACCUACACACUCUACAAAAGGGCCAAGUCCAUGACAGACGUGUAUCUGCUGAACGUUGCCAUCGCCGACCUGAUGUUUGUGGUCACUCUGCCGCUGAUCAUAUACAAUGAGCAGUAUAACUGGGUCAUGGGAGACGCAUCCUGCAAGCUGCUUCGGGGUGUUUACAGCGUCAACCUCUACAGCGGUAUGCUGCUGCUGGCCUGCAUCAGCGGUGACCGUUAUCUCGCUAUUGUGCAGGCCAGGAGAUCCUUUGGGAUCCGCUCCAAGACCAUGACCUACAGCCGUAUCAUCUGCGUGGCCGUCUGGGUGCUGGCUCUCAGCCUUUCCGUACCCACAUUCAUGUACAGUGAGAAAUACAGCGAAAACCCUGAAUAUUACCCGAUAAACAAUACUGGCAUUGCAUGGUUCGAUGAUUUCCUGGAAAACAGUACAAACCUGGACAGCUAUAUUAGGAGUGAACUGUCUGAAAAUCACAAGGAACCAGGGAUGCUGUGCUAUUUUAGGUUCAGCAACAACGAUACUGCGAAGGUUCUGAAAGUCGCCAUCCCCACCACGCAGAUGGUCAUGGGCUUCUUCGUUCCAUUCCUCAUCAUGGGUUUUUGCUACAUCAGCAUCAUCAUAACUCUGCUGAAGGCAAAGAACUUCCAACGGCACAAGGCCGUGAGGGUCGUCAUGGCUGUGGUGGUUGUCUUCAUCAUCUGCCACCUCCCCUACAAUGCCACACUCCUAUACCACACCCUGGUCAAGUUUAAUGAAAAGGACUGUUCAGAGGAGAUUAACAUCCUGAAAGGCCUGGCCGUUACAGAAAGCCUGGCCUAUCUGCACUGCUGCCUUAACCCGGUGCUGUACGCCUUCAUAGGAGUGAAGUUCAGAAACCAUUUCCGGAAGAUCAUGGAGGACUUGUGGUGCAUCGGGAAGCGGUACAUUUACUCCAGGCGCUCAUCCUGGUUCACCUCGGAGACGUACCUGUCCAGGAAGUCCAUAGAUGGCUGCAGCAAUGACAACGGGUCUUCUUUCACCAUGUGAGGAAUGCACACAGAAUGCAGAUGUUUUUCAAAUGGUCCCGCGAUGAGAUCAGCUUGAGCCAACAUGAGAUCAUUUGAUUCAACAUUUUCAAAGAAUAAACUCUGACGCAGAACAAGGAACAAUCUGUGAAACAUGAGCACUGGGCAGGAACACCUAAAACAUAUCUGUGUAUAAAUGUAUAAUUCUGUUUCAUCUUCGUUGCCUGAAUGGCCAUUGUGUUCAUCGCAUACUUUUAUCGUCAACAUCGCCUUGAAAGCAUGACUGAGAAGGAUGAAUGAAAGCUACCGCUGGUUUUUGAGAUUUAGUCAUUUAUCUCAGAGCACCUGCAGCUUUUUCUAUCGUUCUGUUUAGCCUGUACUUACUGUCAGCAAUGAAGUGUCUUUUAAAAAAAAAAUAAUAAUAAUUUGCCUUGUGUGAUUGUCUUUGAUUGCCUGCCAAUGUUUAUUUCAGCUUACAAUAUUUAUAGCCUUUUCGUAAAUACUGUAUAUUUUUUGUUUAUCCAAUAAAGCUGAGUUCUCACAAUU